GAAGAUGCACACGACCCAGAAGGACACCACGUACACCAAGAUUUUCGUCGGGGGGCUACCCUACCACACCACCGAUGCCAGCCUGCGCAAGUACUUCGAGGUCUUCGGCGAGAUCGAGGAGGCAGUGGUCAUUACAGACCGGCAGACGGGCAAGUCCCGGGGCUAUGGAUUUGUCACCAUGGCUGACCGAGCUGCUGCUGAAAGGGCCUGCAAGGAUCCCAACCCCAUCAUUGAUGGCAGAAAGGCCAACGUGAAUCUGGCAUACUUGGGAGCAAAACCUAGGAUCAUGCAGCCAGGUUUUGCCUUUGGUGUUCAACAACUUCAUCCUGCCCUUAUACAAAGACCUUUUGGGAUACCUGCCCACUAUGUCUAUCCGCAGGCUUUUGUGCAGCCUGGAGUUGUAAUUCCUCAUGUCCAGCCGACAGCAGCUGCUGCCUCUACCACACCAUACAUUGAUUACACUGGAGCUGCUUACGCACAGUACUCAGCGGCAGCAGCUGCUGCUGCUGCCGCUGCUGCCUAUGACCAGUACCCCUAUGCAGCCUCUCCAGCUGCUGCAGGAUAUGUCACCGCUGGGGGCUAUGGUUACGCAGUCCAGCAGCCAAUCACCGCAGCGGCACCUGGGACAGCUGCAGCCGCUGCUGCAGCAGCUGCUGCUGCUGCAGCCUUUGGCCAGUAUCAGCCUCAGCAGCUGCAAACAGACCGAAUGCAAUAGGCCAGCCAUCUGAUCAAAGUUGAAUUGUUCUCUCUUCCCCCUCCCCCCCCCAAUUCUCCAAUUUUCAGUAGGUAAUGAGAGUGUUAACAUUGACUUAACGGCUUAAGGAAAAAAGAAAAAGAAAAAAAAAAUAGCUAUGCUAUUGCAAAGCAGAAUUUUUUUUUGAUACUGUAGUAGUGUUCCUGGGUGACCAAGAGGUGAGAAUGAGACGAGUAGGCGCCAAGUUUAGAAAUCAGUCCCAGAGACUCUGAGUCAACUGAAAGGCCGCCGCGAAUUGAUGGCAGGAGUAGCAGUGGAACUUCACUUUUAUAAUGGGGUUUUUAUUUUUGCUCUUUUUAUAGUAUCAGGGAAGCAAACUGCCUUUUACAAGUUAGGAAAUGCUGUUUGAAUCUAGUUGAACCAGGGAAUACAGAGUGAGCAAUAUAUAGCUUGAAUUACCUUUAAAAGUAGAUUUUUUAAACAAAGUGUUUGAAAGCACUGAUUGUCAUUUUUAGCAGUCACUAUGGCCUAUAGAACUUUUUCCAGUAAGAAGGUAAUGUUCUUACUAUCUCAAAAAUGGGCAUCGAACAAUCAAUCUAGGAGUGUGGCGGUGGGUGAAAUGGUGGACAGGCACCAAAGCUAUUUUCUCAUCUGUCCUCGGGAUGAGUGGAACUGUGGAGCAAGUGAUGUGGAAAUAAUGGGUGCAACAGCUGUACAGACAAUCAAUAACACACAGUUCUGGAAAGAACACAUCACUUGUGCUUGUUUGAUGAGCUUGUCACAUUCUAAUCCCUCUCCCCAUCCUGUUUCAAUUUUGGGAAACUUGUAUCUGCUGGUGUCAGCAAUUCUGAUUCUGAAAUAGGAUCAGGCAUUUACUACAACAGCCUUCUCUUUCUAUUUAUUGUGUCGACUCAUGGCUUACAAAUAAAGGCAGGCAAAGUUUGCAGACUCUAAAUCCUUAAGAACUGUCUUAAGGGCAUUUAUUUUUUUCCCCUUUUUAAAUAAUUUUACACUUUUAGUAUCUAUUUCAGAGUCAUAUUUAAAACUAUUUAUUAGUGAAUACAGUACAUGAGACAACAAGGUUACUGAGAUUACAAUUCUUCAAAGAUUAAUGAUGAUGUGGUUUAUACUGUGCCUUAAUAGUAAUGCUAUUUAAGAUAUUUAUUUUUAAGUUUUACUAUGCUGCACUCUAAAGAAAGGAACUUUAGAUGUGACACUGUAAAAUUAUGUAUUCAUCUCAUGGCAUAAAUUAUUUAGUAGGUCUAGAUGUAGCGUAUUAAAUAUUAACCUAUUCAAUGAAAGAUGUUGACUUGGAUUUAUUUAAAUUUAUAUGUGCACUGUAAAAGAGAGUACUCUUACAUUAACACAUUUUAGUUUAUUUUAGGUUUUUUAUAACAGGCUAUAUUGCUAGUUUCGUGCUUCCUUCUCUGAUUUUUGCUUGUGUAGAUCUCAUUUUUUGGUAACUCAUUAGUCUAACACUCUUCUUCUGUAGUUUUUAAAUGCUGCUUUACAUUUUUCUUCUGAAACUGCAAUACUUGCAAUUUUUAUUCUUAAACUAAAUUGAAUACUAUUUUACACUGUAUUGGAUUUUUAUACUUGAACAAUUUCAUACAAGGGAAGACAGGUUAGCAUUUUUAUGGACUUUUCUCCAUUAUCACUGGAUUGACUUUAAGUAUUCCCAUACUAGACAGUGUUAUAUAAUGUAGACAUGACUCUCCUGUGCAAAUUAUUUAUUCAUUGUGUAUAUUGCUUUAUAACAUUUCAGAUCUUCUAAUCUAUUCACUUGUAUUAAAUAUAAUUUUUAAAAA
This is a messenger RNA of Orycteropus afer afer, 2502 nucleotides long. RefSeq names its product RNA binding motif protein 24 (gene RBM24). Gene Ontology annotation, molecular function: mRNA 3'-UTR binding. NCBI's taxonomy places the organism in Eukaryota, Metazoa, Chordata, Mammalia, Tubulidentata, Orycteropodidae. The record is from RefSeq and is a predicted model, not a curated record. Gene Ontology annotation, cellular component: cytosol.